GAUGUUGCAUAUAGAGUGGGCGGAGUGCGGGAUAAAACCUUAUAUAUGCGUUGUGCUCUCAAGAUUAGCUUACAAUUGACAAACACAUAGUAGGAACUUAUUAAACGGUGGGUUGGAGCAACGGCGUGAACGCUGGCGCCUCACGGCUAGUAACGGGGAGUCAUCUGUUGCAUGACCACCUUGAGGUGAUCAGAUCAGAGGUGAUAAAUAAUUGAUUUAAAGGAGCCACUGCACUGAUUUAGGCACCAAGCUGGACUCCAUCAUCUGACCAUUCGAAAACAUGGUGCAAAACAAAAUCACAGAGGUCACAGGAUUCCAUCGCUCCUUCAAGGGGCAAAAUCCUUUCAAGACUGAUGAAUUCAUAGAUUCAGAAUCCUCCUUCAAGUUAGACCUCUCGUCAAGGCCUGUCAUGCCAUCCAGCAAGCCCAUUGAUAUCCCUGAUGCCAAGAAAAGAAAUAAGAAGAAAAAAAGAUGCAGAGCCACUGACAGUUUCUCUGGACGUUUUGAAGAUGUUUACAAACUGCAAAAUGAGGUUCUUGGAGAAGGGGCUUAUGCCGUUGUACAGACCUGCAUCAAUCUGAUCACCAAUAAAGACUAUGCAGUUAAGAUAAUUGAGAAGAGGCCGGGCCACAGUCGGAGCCGUGUCUUCAGGGAGGUGGAAAUGCUCUACCAGUGUCAGGGCCACAGAAACAUUUUGGAACUGGUGGAAUACUUUGAGGAAGAGGACAAAUUUUAUUUGGUCUUUGAAAAACUGAGAGGCGGUUCUAUAUUGACUCACAUACACCGAAGACAACACUUCAAUGAGCAGGAAGCCAGCAUAGUGGUGCAGGACAUCGCCAGUGCUCUGGACUUCCUCCAUAACAAAGGGAUGGCGCAUCGAGACCUAAAGCCAGAGAACAUCCUCUGUGAGCAUAGUGACAGGAUUUCUCCAGUGAAGAUCUGUGAUUUUGAUUUGGGUAGUGGGAUCAAACUGAAUAGUGACAGCUCUCCCAUCUCCACCCCUGAACUUUUGACUCCGUGUGGCUCAGCUGAAUACAUGGCCCCUGAGGUGGUGGAAGCCUUUAAUGAAGAAGCUAGCAUCUACGAUAAGCGCUGUGACCUGUGGAGCCUCGGCGUCAUCCUCUACAUCAUGCUGAGUGGAUACCCGCCCUUUGUGGGUCGCUGUGGAACAGACUGCGGUUGGGAUUGGGGAGAGCCCUGCCAAGCCUGCCAGAGCAUGCUGUUUGAGAGUAUUCAGGAAGGCAAAUAUGAGUUUCCUGAGAAGGACUGGGCACACAUAUCCCCUGCAGCCAAAGACCUCAUCACCAAGCUGUUGGUACGGGAUGCCAAAGACCGCCUCAGUGCCGCUCAAGUGCUGCAGCACCCAUGGGUUAAAGGGUGUGCACCAAACGCUGUGUCUGCGUCCAUACUACAUCAGAGGGGCGGUAGUGCUCAGGACCUGACGUUCUUUGCAGGGCAGGCCGUAGCCAUGAACCGGCAGCUGGCUGAGAGGGAAGAGAGCGAGGAGCAGCAGCAGCUAGACAAGGAGCUUUCCUCCCCCCAUCUCCUCUCCAGCAGCUCUGGCUCCAUGCUGCUGUCCCCUCCCUCCAGGUCCAAGCUGGCCUGCCGCAGGAAGACCGCAGGCAGCCAGCACCGAGGGCCGGUGUGUGCUUCUGAACUGCGCCAGCUCCUCGCUCCACUUGUGAUCGUGGGCGACUGUGCCUGAUCUUUACCACCUUCUCCAGCCUCUGGUCAUCCCUGAUGAACUUUAUCAGAAUCUUCAACUAGGCAGUGUGUUGACCUCUGACCUCUCUGCCCAAUUACUUUGUCGGAAGGACUCUCAUGUAGCACUUGAAGCACCUCAAAGGCCCUGUUCAGUUUUGAUUCGAUAAAAAGGCUGUUGUGGCUGGAAAAAGACUUGUUGACGUCUGAAAGUCCCUAGAAUCUGUCAAUAUAACAAAAUGUUUACGAAAAGCACGAGCAUCAAAGGACACAAGCUGCUUCCAUUCAUCUAAAGCUGGACCCCACAUAAGCCAUUUAAUUUCGAAGCAUCAGAAAAAACUCUUUUGCUGUUUGCGUACACGGGACCCCCAGCAACUGAAUAAUUUGUACUUAUGCAGACUUAUUUUUUUCUUCACAAAGUCACACAGUGAUAGUGAUGGCAGACUGUGAAUAUGUAUGGGACUUAAGUGUUGCUGGGACUGUUGCUGGGACUUAAGUGGCAAAUUAAUUUAUCAUUCAUUCAAGUUAUUCAGGGCAGAAAUUGCAGCCAUGUUGUGCAGGGUUCUCUAUCCUUAAUUUAUUUAUCAAGGACCUCAUUUACAAAUUUCAGUCCACUGUGUUACUGUAAAAACACUUGUUUUCUGCCAAAAGCAAAUCUGAGCAGUGUUUUCAGUAGAAACCUCAGGAUCUCUCUCUGAAUGAACAACCAAAGCAGAUUUUAAAGCUGAAACCCAUUUUACGUUAGUUCAUUAAUUGGUGUUUUACAUGUCCUGUCCUUGCACUGGAAAGUUUAGCUUCUUUCAGGGAGGCAGCACAAUUUCUGUACUUGGCCUCUCAGGAAAACAGGAAUUGGUUGCACAAUCAUAUUUCCACCCCCUUUUUGUUUCCUCCCCUUUUGACCUGAAAUGUCAUGCCAUGCCAUGGGGGUUUUGAGGAAUUGACAGAGGUGCAUUUUCAAGGCUCUACAGCAAAUUCUGAGAAAGUCUCUAGCAUUUGUAUUUCCAGCUCCGUUCACCAUUCAUUCAUUCAGUUAGUCAUUGAACAUUUCGUGAACACACGGGCUCUGUCAAUGACUCCAUUCACUGUUUGAAUAAAGGUGAUUUAUUCCAUGAAGACCUUAAGUCCUCUGUUAGCCUCCUUUUUGUGCUUGUAGACAGACAUCUGAGAGAAAGGUGAAGCUCAGAUAUACAGGAAACCUCCAGACACCAAUGUGCUGUGCUGCUAUAUUAUUAUUAUUUUUUUUAUUCCCCCCUUUUAUUUUUUUAUGUUAGGAAGGGAGAUUUUCAUCUUCCUUUUUUUUUUUUUAAGUGUUUGUCUAUUUGUUUUUAAAAGUUGUUGAAGUUGUAUUAUGAGAAAAUGAGCCCCCCCCCCUUUUUUUUUUCCCAAUAAGUGCCAAUUUACAGAUCAAAGGCUGGCUGUUGUCUAUAAUGACUGUAGACACUUUAAUGUUUGAUUUGGUUUUUCUCAUAUAUAAUGUCACAAGCAAAUAUGCCGAUCAACCAGGAACAAAACCAAGUGCUCCUACUCACUCUGAGUGAAGCAAAGCCUAUAAUUGAGGGGUUUUUUUUUUUUUUUUUUUCUCCCUUUUUCUCUUCCUUAUGGAAACCACAUUGGAAGAUGGAAUAUGCUGAGUUUAGUCUUCCUUCUGAGAAAGACCUCAUUUUUGUUUUUGUUUUUAUUUUAUUUGGCAUUGCAUUUUCAUAGAUGCCCCCUCUACACUCAUUUUAUGGACCACUGGUGUAGCUUUCGUGUUUUUCAUGUAUUUCAUGUAUUUUCAUGUGGUUGUACCUUUUUUUUUGUUUUGCAUCUGACCCAGGGGGGCCAAAAUAAAAAAAAAAAAAAAAAAAAAAAACAUGGAAAAAUGUUCAACUACAGUUGUUACUUUUAUUUAUCUGAUUCUUUUUUUUUUUUUUUUUUUUUGUAAAAGCA
This is a messenger RNA of Ctenopharyngodon idella (grass carp), 3630 nucleotides long. RefSeq names its product MAP kinase-interacting serine/threonine-protein kinase 2-like. Gene Ontology annotation, cellular component: cytoplasm; nucleus. Gene Ontology annotation, biological process: intracellular signal transduction; protein autophosphorylation; peptidyl-serine phosphorylation. The transcript has 14 exons. Gene Ontology annotation, molecular function: calmodulin binding; ATP binding; calcium-dependent protein serine/threonine kinase activity. The coding region runs from base 281 to 1705 and encodes 474 amino acids. The record is from RefSeq and is a predicted model, not a curated record. NCBI's taxonomy places the organism in Eukaryota, Metazoa, Chordata, Actinopteri, Cypriniformes, Xenocyprididae.